UAUACCCUACUCUCCUCCAGUUCCUACGUCUCUGGAUAAUCCGUGUCAUAACAAUUCAAAACCUCUUGCUGAUCCACAAGAAAAGAACAACAGGUAUUGACGAAGUGGUAGUAGUGGAGGGGUAGAUGGUCUUAAGAGCACGUUUUAUACACAAAUACUGACAUUUUAGUUUGUAAGCGCGACCGGAUCAGUAGUCGAUAAAGUCCACCGGUGUUCGAUUGAUUUUGGUGAUAUCGAUAAUAGUUCCCAAAAAUUGGUUUUUGAAAAUGAAGAGUGUGAUCACGCAUACUACUGCCAUUAUUUCGGAGAGCAGAAAGAUAAGAAAACCCCUAAUGGAAAAAAAGAGACGGGCAAGAAUCAACGAUAGUCUAGAAACGCUCAAACAGAUUCUCCUCGACUCAAAAACGCUGCUCAAAGAAGGAUCCUGCAAAAAGGGCGCCAGCAGAACAGCAAAACUGGAAAAGGCAGACAUUCUCGAAAUGACAGUGAGGUAUCUGCAGCACCUCCAUCAGAAAGUAAACUCAAUCGAGGAUCAGAAUCAGAACAAACCAAAACAUCAGGAAUUCGUAGUACGAAGAUCAGCAGAUAGUUCUAGUGAAAAUAUAAAGUUGGGUUUAACGCUAAUUCCAAAACAACUGAAUACAGGAGAAUUAGUGCUGGUUGUACCUUCGUCGAAUCUAAAAGAAAUGAGAACAAACGAUACAAUCAGUGAGGGUUAUGCAAUGAAAGUUGAAGAUAAAGUCUGGAGACCUUGGUGAUAGUCCAAAUCAUGAUAUGAUUGUGACAAACUGGCUGUGAUUUUGUACAAAGUGUAAAUAUGUUGUUAAUAAAUUGA
This is a messenger RNA of Harmonia axyridis, 835 nucleotides long. RefSeq names its product transcription factor HES-2-like. Gene Ontology annotation, biological process: anterior/posterior pattern specification; regulation of neurogenesis; regulation of transcription by RNA polymerase II. The record is from RefSeq and is a predicted model, not a curated record. Gene Ontology annotation, cellular component: nucleus. The coding region runs from base 267 to 758 and encodes 163 amino acids. Gene Ontology annotation, molecular function: RNA polymerase II cis-regulatory region sequence-specific DNA binding; protein dimerization activity; DNA-binding transcription factor activity, RNA polymerase II-specific. The transcript is spliced from 2 exons. NCBI's taxonomy places the organism in Eukaryota, Metazoa, Arthropoda, Insecta, Coleoptera, Coccinellidae.